Molecule: messenger RNA, 1016 nt
Organism: Diceros bicornis minor
Lineage: Eukaryota; Metazoa; Chordata; Mammalia; Perissodactyla; Rhinocerotidae
Gene: CPSF4
Product: cleavage and polyadenylation specific factor 4
Exons: 8
Coding region: 117-926 (269 amino acids)
Cellular component (GO): mRNA cleavage and polyadenylation specificity factor complex
Molecular function (GO): zinc ion binding; RNA binding
Source: RefSeq, a predicted model, not a curated record
GCGAGGCGAGGGGAGGCGGUGGCGGAGCGUGUGCGGCCGGGCCGGCGGAAGGCAGAGGUGUGAGCGCGGCGAGGGACCUGAAGGGGAGCCGGGCCGGUGGGGCCGCCGCCGCCGCCAUGCAGGAAAUCAUCGCCAGCGUGGACCACAUCAAGUUCGACUUGGAGAUCGCGGUGGAGCAGCAGCUCGGGGCGCAGCCGCUGCCCUUUCCCGGCAUGGACAAGUCGGGGGCUGCUGUCUGUGAGUUCUUUUUGAAAGCUGCCUGUGGCAAAGGGGGCAUGUGCCCAUUCCGCCACAUCAGCGGUGAGAAAACAGUUGUGUGCAAACACUGGCUGCGGGGGCUCUGCAAGAAGGGAGACCAGUGCGAGUUCCUGCACGAGUACGACAUGACCAAGAUGCCCGAGUGCUACUUCUACUCGAAGUUCGGGGAGUGUAGCAACAAGGAGUGUCCCUUCCUGCACAUCGACCCCGAGUCCAAGAUCAAGGACUGCCCUUGGUAUGACCGAGGCUUCUGCAAGCACGGUCCCCUUUGCAGGCACCGGCACACGCGGAGAGUCAUCUGUGUGAAUUACCUCGUAGGAUUCUGCCCGGAGGGGCCCUCAUGUAAAUUCAUGCACCCUCGAUUUGAACUGCCGAUGGGAACCACGGAGCAGCCCCCACUGCCGCAGCAGACGCAGCCUCCAACAAAGCAAAGUAACAAUCCGCCAUUACAAAGGUCGUCCUCCUUGAUCCAGUUAACGAGUCAGAACUCUUCUCCCAAUCAGCAGAGAGCCCCACAGGUCAUCGGGGUCAUGCAGAGUCAAAACAGCAGUGCAGGCAACCGGGGACCCCGGCCGCUGGAGCAGGUCACCUGUUACAAGUGUGGUGAAAAAGGACACUACGCCAACAGAUGCACCAAAGGGCACUUGGCCUUUCUCAGUGGACAGUGACAGCAGCUGGAGGCAGCUCAGAGCAGCCCAAGGGGCCCCACUGUUGGGGACGACGCUGGGCCCUCCUUGGGAGUGUGUACUUAACUGUUU